CCUGAACAAAAAAAUAUCUGAAGUCUCUCUGACUGUACACAGAGAGAGAGAUAAAUAGAUAUGUGUUGAUUAGAUCGAAGCUUCUAGAAGAUCACACCACUGCGUGCGUUAUACGAACUUCUACAUCAUUUCUCUUUUCUCUCAUCGCUCGGUGAAUUCGAGGAUCCUCGAGCUUUUUGAUCGGAGACUUUUUCUCUCAUCGUCGUUGUUUGAAUUCUCCGGCUGAGAGAUGCUUGCUUGACGACGAAUCUCCACCGAUCUUUUACCUUUUCGCACAACAAUGUUAUCAUCAUCCUUUGGACAUUUUCGUGUGAAUUGAUCUCAAAGCUUCCUAGGUUAAAGAGAAUUGUGUAGUUUUGUAUAGAAUUGAUCUCAAAGCUUCCUAGUUGUGCUUAUAAGCUAUUUAGGUGAUGAUCAUUAGGUUAGGUUAUAAACUUGCUUGGCAGAUUCAAAUGGUUUGAGAUAAUUGCAUAUCCAAGCUCUGAGAUAGUUGGUUUUUGAAAUACUGUAAUGGUUGGUUACUGGGAUUUGAUAGAGUAAGAGAAGGAUGUCGACUCCAGCGAGGAAGAGAUUGAUGAGGGAUUUCAAGAGGUUGCAGCAAGACCCACCUGCAGGAAUUAGUGGUGCUCCACAAGACAACAAUAUCAUGUUGUGGAAUGCUGUUAUAUUCGGGCCUGAUGAUACCCCUUGGGAUGGAGGUACUUUCAAAUUGUCACUGCAGUUUUCGGAAGAUUAUCCAAAUAAACCACCAACAGUGCGGUUUGUUUCACGGAUGUUCCAUCCAAACAUUUAUGCUGAUGGGAGUAUAUGCUUGGACAUUCUCCAAAACCAAUGGAGUCCAAUAUACGAUGUCGCUGCUAUACUAACCUCCAUUCAGUCAUUGCUAUGUGAUCCUAAUCCGAAUUCUCCUGCAAAUUCGGAAGCUGCACGAAUGUUCAGUGAAAGCAAGCGCGAGUACAACAGAAGAGUCCGCGAGGUUGUCGAACAAAGCUGGACUGCCGACUAGUAAUUAUAUCAUUGUAGCAUUUGUCUUCAAAUAACAUUAAACCUCCUCUCUUGUAUCUGAUUUCGACCAUCACAUCUCUGAGAGAAGUUUACUCUCCCUACCACUCUCUUUUAUGUCUUUCUGUGUUUUUCAAACUCUGUGAUUUGUUGCUCUUCAUGUUUUUUUUCUUUGUAUUUUCGUAACCACAUUCAUCUUCAUAAUUAUCAUAUGUAUUUCAGUCGCAGAUCUUCUUCUUUUGCUUUAUAUUUGGUAAAACAGUUUACAAAUUUAGCUAAUAGAAGAUAUGUCAAGUUCUCCCUGAAACUGCAUAUUCAUUUGUUAACACUUGUCACUGUUUCUACAUUUUUUGUUGUCUCUCAUUAUGAUCAUUUGUUUAACACAAUGUCUUCAUAGAUGAUUUUCAUGAUUCCCACUGCUUGGCCUCCAUCUUUUGCUGCACUUGAAUUGUAUACUGCAGAUUCCAAGAGAGUUGAUAGCAAAUUCCACUGUUGUCCUCAAUGACUGAGCUUAUGAUCCUUUCACAGAGGAUCUGCUAAGCUGUUCAAUACUGAUGGUAUAUCUCUCAAACCGUUCUCCAGCUGCAGGAAAUAACAUAGAGGUUCCAAACUUUUAAGCCGUGUCGGAUUUACAAAGAUGAAAAGGUUCUGACUAAAACAGAACAGACCUGAAGCUUCAAACUUCCCAUCUCUGAAGAGCCUGCAGCCACUACUUGCCUGUGAUGAGCUGUAGUAGUAUCACUCCAAACUGGUACAC
Molecule: messenger RNA, 1759 nt
Organism: Arabidopsis thaliana (thale cress)
Lineage: Eukaryota; Viridiplantae; Streptophyta; Magnoliopsida; Brassicales; Brassicaceae
Gene: UBC2
Product: ubiquiting-conjugating enzyme 2
Exons: 6
Coding region: 548-1006 (152 amino acids)
Biological process (GO): ubiquitin-dependent protein catabolic process; protein ubiquitination; chromatin remodeling
Molecular function (GO): ubiquitin conjugating enzyme activity; ubiquitin-protein transferase activity
Source: RefSeq, marked reviewed